ACCAAUCCCUGUUAUGACAACAGCGUAUUCAGAAACAGACUUGGCUCAUCAUACAUCAUCUUUUAAUGAAUAAACUGCAGUUGAGUUGAAGGUGUACCUCUUAUCAGCAAACAUAUUGCGGAUUUUUGUUACUCAAUUUUUGGAUUGGUGGGCAUCUCUUAGAUUUUUAGCUAGAUUGGGAACCAGCUAGCAAAGCACAAAGUGGAGAUAAGAAAAGAUGAUGGUCAGCAAACAACUUGUGUUGACGUAUAUAUAUCUCCUUGUCUAUAUAGUGCUAUCCUCGGGAGUUAUUUUGUACAACAAGUGGGUACUCUCACCAAAAUAUUUCAAUUUCCCAUUACCAAUAACACUUACCAUGAUUCAUAUGGGCUUCUCAGGCUUGGUAGCUUUCCUUCUUAUCCGUGUCUUCAAGGUUGUAUCUCCUGUCAAAAUGACGUUUGAAAUAUAUGCGACGUGUGUGAUUCCCAUUAGUGCUUUCUUUGCAUCCAGUCUUUGGUUUGGAAACACAGCUUAUCUGUUCAUUUCUGUAGCCUUUAUCCAGAUGCUUAAAGCUCUAAUGCCAGUUGCCACCUUUGUCAUGGCUGUUAUUUGUGGAACUGACAAGUUAAGAUGCGAUUUAUUCCUGAACAUGCUGUUGGUCAGCGUCGGUGUUGUAGUUUCAUCUUAUGGAGAAAUUCACUUCAACAUAGUUGGUACAGUUUAUCAGGUCACUGGAAUAUUUGCUGAGGCGCUUAGGCUGGUCUUAACUCAAGUUCUGCUUCAGAAGAAGGGACUAACUCUCAAUCCUAUCACCAGCCUAUAUUACAUAGCUCCAUGCAGCUUUGUCUUUCUCUUUGUCCCAUGGUAUCUUCUGGAGAAGCCUGAGAUGGAAGUCUCCCAAAUUCAAUUCAACUUCUGGAUUUUCUUUUCAAAUGCACUUUGUGCUCUUGCUCUGAAUUUCUCAAUUUUCUUAGUGAUUGGUAGAACCGGUGCUGUAACCAUCCGAGUUGCCGGUGUCUUGAAAGAUUGGAUACUUAUUGCCCUUUCAACACUAAUUUUUCCAGAGUCGACAAUAACCACACUUAAUAUUACAGGCUAUGCCAUUGCAUUAUGUGGUGUUGUGAUGUAUAACUACUUGAAGAUCAAGGAUGUUCGAGCUGUUCAACUUCCUGUAGAUAGUGUUUCUGAUCGAAUAGCUAAGGAACUUAAAAUGGAGAAGAAGUCAUCCGAUCUGUAUGUACCAGACGAUAUUGUUAAGAACAGUGGAGGAAAAGGUUCAAGGAAUGGGUCUCCGGAUUCAAUUGUGGAUGAGGAAGCACCCUUUAUUCCUUCAAGUAGGGUCUCUCAUCUUGGGCGAAGCCCACUUAGCAGCUAUUCACCAUGAGAACCGUCAAUUCUAUAAAUGUCAUUUUGGGUUCAUUUGUUAGAAUCACAGUAUCAAGCAGAUUGAUGAGAGCGGGGUCUUGUUCAUACACCCUCCACCAUUUUGGUAAGAAUUGCAUUUCUUUGCAGAGUACUACCGCCAUUAACAUUGCUACUAGUUAUUUAUUGUAAUAUUGUUUUAGGCUCGUCGUAUUCAAUGAAAUAUUGAUUUUUU
Messenger RNA from Solanum verrucosum, 1576 nucleotides. Its product is annotated as probable sugar phosphate/phosphate translocator At3g17430. The record is from RefSeq and is a predicted model, not a curated record. NCBI's taxonomy places the organism in Eukaryota, Viridiplantae, Streptophyta, Magnoliopsida, Solanales, Solanaceae. Gene Ontology annotation, molecular function: antiporter activity. The transcript has 9 exons. Gene Ontology annotation, cellular component: trans-Golgi network; endosome; Golgi apparatus. Bases 218 to 1363 code for a protein of 381 amino acids.